This is a messenger RNA of Acanthoscelides obtectus, 312 nucleotides long. NCBI's taxonomy places the organism in Eukaryota, Metazoa, Arthropoda, Insecta, Coleoptera, Chrysomelidae. The record is from the annotation of a GenBank genome assembly.
AUCUAAAUAGGCCACUUCUUGGACGACAGCUUUCUGUAUUUCUACAUUUUACAAUUUGAAGCAAGUAUUGGCUCUCACGCACAUGUUCUGAAUACCAUUUAAUGUCUGGAAAAUCAGGAAGAUGUUGUUCACCUGCCCCAACAUAUUUUGCAUUUCCUGCAAAUUCGAAAUUAGAUCUUUCUGUUCAUCAGUUCACCGAAAUGAGACCCAAAAUGGUCAUGAGGCAAUAUUAAACCAGCCAGUUCCCGACUAAGAGGAGCCAUUCUGUGCUCUACUCUGUUAUACGCACUUCUUCCAGGAGCAUUGGUAGUU